CUCCAUCUGGAAAUAGUCGAACCCAAGGACGCUUGGUUCACCAUAUCCAAAGUCAAGUGUGUAGAAUGGCAUAUACCGCAAAUUGGUCAUGCUAAUAUACGAGCUCUCCGGGGAGUUGCACACAAUACUGAAAAUAUGGAACAACAAGCUGAGUUGGUGCUCUAUAAGCAACAUGUUUGCCUUUGUGUGGCCACUCUCGGUCUUUGAACACAAUUCUCUAAUAGACUCGGCUAGGUCCUUGUAAGAUCCAUCGAGGACCAAUUGUGUUGACAAUGGCGCAAUGGCAGGACAAGUUGCAUUGCCGACAAAGUGCUUUGGAAUGGUAGAUUGGGCGCGACAAUUGUAAGGUGUCAUUACAUAUGUUGCCUGCGGCGCUUUGCCGAAUGCCUUUAUGUUGGCCUGCACCAUGUUUUUGGUCAGCAGAGUGACGAACGCCACGUUGAUUGUCUGGUCCUUGUCAACGUGGUGGCGGAUGCGCUCCAAGUUGGCACGGCUAAGAUGCAGCACAUGUAGAUCCUCAAUAGCCUGCAAGUCUGGUGUGGAUAGCAUCGAUGAUGCAAUGGCCGCGGGUGAAAUCUCGGGAAGCGGCGGCAAAAUGCCCUUAAAGUAAUUGACAAACGGAAGAUCCAGCGGCUCGACCUUGGAAAAGCAGUCGUUUAACACUUGGCAGUCAUUGAGUGGGGGCUUGACUAGCUGGUAUUUGCCGUUCUUAAUUUCCUCGAGGUUUCGCGCAU
This is a messenger RNA of Kickxella alabastrina, 734 nucleotides long. RefSeq lists its product as uncharacterized. The transcript has a single exon. Lineage: Eukaryota; Fungi; Kickxellomycota; Kickxellomycetes; Kickxellales; Kickxellaceae. The record is from RefSeq and is a predicted model, not a curated record. Bases 392 to 610 code for a protein of 72 amino acids.